AUGCUUAAGGUUUCUGAUAAUAACCAACGUGAGCUCAAAGAUAAUCGAAAUAAAACAAUUCUCGCAGCACUUAAUGAGUAUAAAAAUUAUCCUCCUAAUGUUAAACAUCCCAGUAUAAGCAGCAUAGCAAGAGACUAUGAUAUUCCUAGAAUCACUUUACAUCGUGCUAUUAAAAAUGAUAGCCCUCCUAAACGUCAGGGCCCACCUACUAUUCUAACUGAACAUGAGGAAAGCCAACUCGUUGGAUAUUGCAUUAACAUGCAAAAGCUUGGGUUUGGUCUUACUCGAUCUGGUGUCAACCAUUGUGUAAUGGAAAUAAUGCGAUGCAAUAAAAGACCACAUCCAUUUGGUGAUAAUGGGCCAGGUCGAGAUUGGUGGCGCUGUUUUAUGAAAGAUCAUCCCAAACUUUCUUUUCAUGUUCCCCAAGAAUUGUCCGAAGCUCAGGCACAAAGAGCAAAUGCAGUUAUUGUUAAAAACCAUUUUGAUAAACUAAAACAAGUAAUUAAUGAACAUUCACUUACUGCUAUGCAAAUUUGGAACAUGGAUGAGACUGG
Molecule: messenger RNA, 554 nt
Organism: Cetraspora pellucida
Lineage: Eukaryota; Fungi; Glomeromycota; Glomeromycetes; Diversisporales; Gigasporaceae
Source: the annotation of a GenBank genome assembly